This is a messenger RNA of Menidia menidia (Atlantic silverside), 2519 nucleotides long. Lineage: Eukaryota; Metazoa; Chordata; Actinopteri; Atheriniformes; Atherinopsidae. The record is from the annotation of a GenBank genome assembly.
UAAAAGACAGAUUGGUUCAGUGUGACACUCCCUCGUUAAUACGAUAUGACGUCAUUAACAAGCGACCGACAGGGUCACAUUUGUAAUGUUUUAUUCACCAAACUUUCAGGGGGAAAACUGCGCUGCCUAAGAGUAACGUGUGGAUUUGGCGUUUCGUUUUAGCCCAGUACCAGACACUAACCAUUGCUUCACAUGGUUAAGGGUCGUAGUUUGUGUUGUGCUUUCAGCCGCUGUCUCGCAUGGCUAGCUGGGGGCGUGCUCGCCUUGUUUUAUAAAUGUAUCAAGCUACUUAUCGUGAUAUGUAUGUUUGUUUAGGUGGAUAAAUCUAUGUUUGUUAUCAUCAAAUUUAUUGUGAAUUGAGAAGUAGCUGUUGCUCCUAGCGCUACAUAACGGAGAAUAUACACAUUUAUUAUAUACUUCCGGACUACAAAAAUAUACGCCACAGUCUCAGCUGAGGGAGUCUGUCGCAGAUUUUCGGUUCAUAAGGCAUGACUGCAAAGGUCUGUGAAAGUCAGUAGUCUCAUAUGGAGUUAGAAUGAAGUCCCUGUUACAGAGACAUGCGUUCUGUUAAGAUUUGCUGUGUCUCGUGUCAAAGCUACAUCUGUAACAUGUUUUUAGUUGGAUCAUCUCACUCUUAUUAGCACGAGCAAUAUGAUCAUUGAGACUUUGAGAAAGCAUGCACAACCUGGCACGUUACCUCAUCUUUUUUCAGUACGUCGGUACAAAAUACAGUGGUGUAGUGAAAGUGCCUCAACACCAACUGGUUAAGAAAGGGGUUCAGGACCACUUAGAGGAAGCUAUUCAGAGGCUGAAGCCGGUCAAUCAAGUCUCUCUGUCGGUGUCCAGCAGGACAGAUGCAGGGGUGCACGCCCUCUCCAACACCGCUCACUUUGACCUGCAGCGCAGGAACGACAAGCCACCGUUUUCUGAGGAUGUUCUUGUUCAGGCUCUCAACAGUCACCUCAGAACAGAGCAAAUCGGGGUCACCCAUGCUCGUCGUGUUCCCGAGAACUUCCAUGCCCGUUUCUGUGCCCAGUCUCGGACGUACGUCUACCGCAUAGCGCUGGGGGCGUCCCACCACACUCUGUCUCCUCUCACAGACCGUGAUCUGUGCUGGAGCCUCCACAACACAGAGCUGGAUGUGAAAACCAUGCGUGAGGCCUCUUCCAUCCUGGCUGGAACUCAUGACUUCAGCAGCUUCAGGGCAGUGAACUCUGACAUGCUGUUCAAAAGCCCCGUGAAGACGCUGGAUGUGGUUUCCAUUCAGCCAGGAGGCUCCUUCGCACAGCCCCACUUCCACAGAGAGAUACAUUUCUGGGAGCUGACCUUUACAGGCCGGUCUUUCCUGUAUAAGCAGGUGCGGAGGAUGGUGGGGGCCCUGGUGGCCGUAGGCCGGGGGCGGCUGUCUGUGUCCCAGCUCAGAGACUUACUGGAGGCUCGGGACACCAUGGCCUACCCUCAGGGUCUGGUUGCUCCAGCUCAUGGCCUCUUCCUCACUAGGGUGGACUACAAAGAAUCAGACUUACAGCGGCCACAUCAGCCAUUCUCAGAUGCGAACUCAAAGGAUUGAUGCUCCUUGCAUUGGAUUUUCUACCGUCCCUUACGAAACGACAGUAAAAUGACAGUAAAAUGUUUGUUUUAAUUCAAGUGAUUUGUCUUUGUCAUUUGUCUUUAAUUUGAUUCAGUGGUUGUCCCAGUGUCCUCAUGAAGAAAAACAAGCUGCCGACUGCAUAAUGAACAUAUACAUGUUCUUUUAAUGCGACAUAUUAAGAAUACAUAACUGUGUCCAUGAACACAGCUCAGCUACAGAAGGCCACACGCUUUGAACCUAGCUUUGCCUGCUAAACACAGUUUGCUUUAAGCUUGGUAAGUCAAUGUAAUUAUGAGCUGGGUUUUGUAGGCUCUCACAUUUAAUAUGUAGAGCAAAAGGGGUUAAAGUGUGUAAUUCUUUAGCCAAAACUGCUGUGUCCAUGGCUCUCACACAGUGGCAUUACAAUAUGGAUCAACAAAGUGCACACACACGCUCAGUGAUAAUGUAUACAUCCGAGUGUCCUAAUCAAACUGCAUACACUGUUUCCUAAUCCCAAAGACAGUUCUUACACAUUGUCAGCACACAGUCACUUCCUUCCAACUUGGCUGCAACUGUUCAAUGAGUUUAUGUUUUGUUUUAUUUUUCCAGCAAGAGUUCCAUAAAACGUCCAUAAGACCACCAGCGAUCUUCUCUGUGCUGCUGGCAGAGAUGAGGUCUGUUGCAGGUUCAGACUGACCGGUCGCUGCACCGAUCAAAACUGUGAGACGUCACACGUAAGAAGAAAUAAAUACAUUUCCUACAGUCACCCAGACGAUGUAAGGUUAACUGAUUUAGGCUCACUGUAUUUGAAGUGCUGCAUCUGUUCAAAUUUAACCUCAAAAGGAAUGUUUUGCACUUCUUAGAAGUGACACAAUUCAGUCACACCUUUUUUCUUAAAACAUAACAUUUCCAAUAUGUACACAAGUACCUGUUUUUUGUUUGUUUUUUU